This is a messenger RNA of Lymnaea stagnalis (great pond snail), 161 nucleotides long. The record is from the annotation of a GenBank genome assembly. Lineage: Eukaryota; Metazoa; Mollusca; Gastropoda; Lymnaeidae.
CUGACGGCGGUGUAAGCAAGCAAGAGUUCGACAGCGGCUGGAGACAAGAGGGAUUCCCCAACCCACAAAACGCUCCCCUUUACUUCCUCGAGUUGGACAGAGUAGCAGAUGAGGUCCUCAACUCCCAGGACUUCCCACACAUCUUCCACCUCUUCGACGAA